ACCGCUAAAAGUCCGCUGACGACAGCAGUAGCCUUUUACGUCUUGAAAAACGGGAUAAAAAUAAUCAUUAAGGUCAUUCAAUGUUGGAUUUAUCAUCGCGAACAUGUUGUCCAACGUCUCCGAAAAGACACUGAAGUUCCGGGCCGCACUGCAAAUCUUCUGAAAGGGCCACGGUCGCACGGAAGCCCCGCCUGGAACGGCGCGAGUGUUAGCUUCCUGGCAAGACACACCUUCCAAUGAGGAAAAGAGCAAGAAAAGUCCAACUGUCCCUACAACAGAAUGGAGAGGACAAGGAAGGGCUGCAGUAAGAAGUGGAGCAGCAGAGAGAAGAGAGGAGGGGAGGGGACUUCUCCCAAAACUUUACACAGUUUGCACAAGGAUGUAAAAGCUGCCCACUCCGCUUCCCUCCCUCCCUUCCUCCCUCCCGUCCUCCCUCCCGUCCCCUCACAUUUACUACUCUUUCCAUGUUGUUUCUCCACUCCACCACUAUCACCACCCUCCUCCUUUAUCCCUCCCUUUCUCCUCCCUCUUCUGGGUCAGAGGAGAGGAGCGAUCAACCUGAGACUUUAAACAAGCCAGAGAGCCGGCAGCGAACUCACACACACACUCACACACUCUCUCUCCCUCUCUCACACACACACAGCUGUUCAUCGCUGAGGGAACUAUGGUGAGCGGCACAGGAGAGCAAAGCUGAGACAGAAGACAGAAGUGAGACAUCGGUACCUGAAAAGCAGAGCUUACUGAAGGAUAAGGAGUGGGACGUCCCGAGACGGAGCUGAAGGAGUGGGGAUAAAGCAGACAAGACCUUUGGCCCUUCCUGCAAACUUUCACCUCCUAACCCCUGUCCGUCAGUCCCCACCCCCUACGGCCAAACCCUCAGCACACUGACUGGAGCUACAUAUUCUCCAGUGUCCAGAGGAUCUCACUUGGAGGCUGUCUUGCCUGUCCGCCGAGGGUCACCAGUGGCAGCAGUGGAACCGAUGGAAGCACCAACCCUUGCUGAAAUGGGAGACUCGUGUCACCCCCGCUCUUCCUCUCCAGAGGGGGAGACGGUGUGUGCGGCUCUAGCCCGCUACGAGCACACUCUCCGGGACGCCAUCAGGGAGAUCCAUCUGGACGUCAGUGCUUUUAAACUGGGCAUGGAGCGUCGUCUGGAGGAGACAGCCAACCUGAGCGGGCCUCUCGGACGAGUGGUGGCUCAGCUCCAACAGGAAAACCGGCAGCUCCGGAGUCAGCUGGAAGCUCUGACCCAACAGGUAGAGCUCCUGAGCGCGAUGUCGUGUGACAGAAGCCCCUUAAUGAACAACAACCACAAUCACAGUCUGAAUCACAAGAAUCACCUGAAUGACAUUCAGGAGAACCAUCACGAGAUAAAGGAGGUGGUCUACGGGAAGGGUGAGGCUCACACUCAGAGCCAGGCUCACCUCCACAUCCAGCCCUGCACCCUGGGGAGCCAAGCCCAGACCUACAGCGGCCUCAGCGGCCAGUCGAGCCCUGCAUCUCCGCCUGCCACCUUCUCAUCCUCCCCCAACUCCAGCAGUCCUCCUGCUGGCUCCAGAGUUUCCUCCAUGGUGACAGGCCCAGUGUCCAGCAGCCCCUCCGCCGCCCGCUUCUCCAGCCGGGCCACGUUUGCUGUGUCCAGCAAGACUAACAGCAUCGAGCGAGAGGAGCCAAUAGAAGUGGACCCCGCCCCAACACAUGCUGGUCUGGAGAACGGGCAUGCUGCCGCAUCAGAACAUUCAAUGUUGGUUCAAGGAGAGAUCGCUCCACCCAGUGACUUCCCACACGAGCACACGGCCCCGGUCGCCAUGCGGAUGCCCCACCUCCCCAUCACUGCCACAACCAAGACGGCGGAGCUUAAGGGCUCUCCCAACUCUCCCAGCAGUCCCGUUGGUUCUCGGUCCUCCCCUGUCUCUGAGGCCUCGUCUCCGGGUCCAUCGAUUACUUCCAUCAACCAGCCCCAAACAAUAGAGGAGUCUCCUAUUCAGUCAGUGUCUUCUGUGAAGACGUGGACACCUACACCUAUCAGAGCCCUCGGAUCCCCUCGCCUUCAGGAGAAAGUAAAUUCAGCCCCUGCUAAGUCUGUGACCUACUCAGGGUUACAGCAGCAUGAUAGAGAUGGUGAUACAAACAGUGACAGGUCCUUUGGGCAGAUAGGAGAGAGGAGGCGGGAACUCGUGAGGUCACAGACUCUGCCUCGCAACAUUGGCGCGCAGGCUCGUCGAUCAAUCUUCGAAAGGCUGGACACUGACUCGAGUAACAGCCGUCCCAAACCGGUGGAGUCCAAACCCAAACUGAAGCGCUCUCAGAGUUUUGGGGUGUCCAGCGCCAGCAGCAUCAAACAGAUCCUUCUUGAGUGGUGCCGCUCCAAGACCAUAGGCUACCAGAACAUCGACAUCCAGAACUUCUCGUCCAGUUGGAGCGACGGGAUGGCCUUCUGUGCCCUAGUCCACUCCUUCUUCCCCAUCGAGUUUGACUACACCUCUCUGUCGCCCGUCAACCGUAAACACAACUUUGAGCUGGCCUUUGGAACUGCAGAAGUGAAGGCAGGCUGCGACCGGCUGAUCGAGGUGGACGACAUGAUGAUCAUGGGCCGUAAACCAGACCCCAUGUGUGUCUUCACCUAUGUCCAGUCCCUCUACAACCACCUGCGCAAGUUUGAGUGAAGCUCAAACAUCGCGGAUCGAUUUGUCUCCACGGUUCUCCUUCUAGACUCAAACUUUGCCCAGCCUCCUCCACCAGCAGCAGUGGGUUCUUCAACUCUCUGUACUCGACUCUCAUUGAGUGGAGAUUCAGAACUGGUUUGGGAGCACUUUGAAAAGACUCUGCUGCUCCCCGGUGGUGUAUUAGUGAACAUUCCUGCAGAUGUUGCAGGAAAAAAAGUGCUCACAGAUCUGACAUUGUCUGGCGGGGAAGAACACGGUGUGUGUGUGUGUGUGUGUGUGUGUGUGUGUGUGUGUGUGUGUGUGUGUGUGUGUGUGUGUGUGUGUGUGUGUGUGUGUGUGUGUGUGUGUGUGUGUGUGUGUGUGUGUGUGUGUGUGUGUGUGUGUGUGUGUGUGUGUGUGUGUGUGUGUGUGUGUGUGUGUGUGUGUGUGCGUGGCUGAGAAAUAUUGGACGAAGAAUUGAAAUGCUGUUGGUUUUCUGUGUAUUGUAAAUCUUUAUUAUCACCAUGAAAUGUGUGUCAAUAUUAUCAUUUAACAUCGCACCAAUGAAAUGGAUGUUUCACAAAUGUCAGUGAAAAACUAAAAUUGUGUGUGAUUGACACUUGGCUGUAAAUUGUCUCACCAUUAGGGCAAAACACUCUGUGGGGCAGAAAGUAAAAUUAACAAAAAAUAAAGGGAAAAAAAAAGAUGUUUGUUAAAAGGAA
Molecule: messenger RNA, 3367 nt
Organism: Scophthalmus maximus (turbot)
Lineage: Eukaryota; Metazoa; Chordata; Actinopteri; Pleuronectiformes; Scophthalmidae
Gene: smtnl2
Product: smoothelin, like
Exons: 11
Coding region: 981-2666 (561 amino acids)
Biological process (GO): actin cytoskeleton organization
Cellular component (GO): microtubule organizing center; filamentous actin
Molecular function (GO): protein binding
Source: RefSeq, a predicted model, not a curated record